Messenger RNA from Amphiprion ocellaris (clown anemonefish), 2511 nucleotides. Its product is annotated as nucleolar protein dao-5-like. Lineage: Eukaryota; Metazoa; Chordata; Actinopteri; Pomacentridae. The transcript has 15 exons. Bases 293 to 2032 code for a protein of 579 amino acids. The record is from RefSeq and is a predicted model, not a curated record.
GCCGCAGCGCCUUCCUCCAAAAACUGCGCGGAAGAAAACAAACGCGAACUGGGACCGAAUGACAUCCAGGACAGGAGAAACUGGGGGUUGAGCUGGUUUAAUGGGACUCUGUGGUGCGGAGACUGCGGCUGUAGGUUGGCGGAGCAGCAAACUGGACGACUGGUGACUGAAACAACCAGGAACGGACCGAAACAAACCGCAAAGUUAGCUAACAUCAACUAAGCUAACAACUGUACAUCCAAGUUGCCGCGUUUUGGAUGAAAAGCAUAAAUAACUUUCACUGAGCACCACAAUGGACUGCAGCCCUGCUGAAGUGACAGACAGAGUGGUACAGGAGUCUACAGGGAAUAACAGCUCCAGCUCUGAGGAUGAUUUCAUCCCUUUGUCAAAGCUCCUGAUGAAACAACCCGAGGGGAAGAAGUCACGUGACAACAGCCACAGCUUAACCUCCAACUCCAAUGCUAAUUCAACAAAGGGCAAAACUUUGGAUGACUCCUCAGACGAUGAGCCGCUGAUAAAAAAGAAAACCACCUCUGCACCACCCAAGAAAGUAGAGAAAAAGGAAAACACUCCACCCAGAUCUAAUGGCACAAAUAACAAGAGCACAGAUGGUGAUUCAGAUAACGAACCUCUGAUUAAAAAAAUCUCCUCCAAAGCUGAAAAGAAACUGCCAAAAGAAUCAGAUGAUGUGAAGAAGACAGAUGUGAACACGGACGACGACUCGGACAACGAGCCUCUGAUUAAAAAAGUCUCCUCGAAAGCCGCAAAGAAACCUUUCUCAGUGCCACCAAAAAAAUCAGCUGACAGGAAGAAGAAAGAUUUGAACACAGAUGAUGACUCCGAUAAUGAACCUCUGGUCAAAAAAAUCUCCUCCAAACCCGCAAAGAAGUCUGUCUCAGUGCCACCAAAAAAAUCUGUUGAUAGGAAGAAGACAGAGGAUGACUCUGACAACGAACCUCUGAUAAAAAAAGGAGCUUCCAAAGCUGCAAACAAGCCGCCAAAAGAAUCUGCUGAUAUGAAGAAGACAGAUUCGAACACAGAUGAAGAUUCUGACAACGAGCCGCUGAUUAAAAAGGCCAAAGUCUCCUCCAGACCUGCAAAGAAACCUCCCUCAGAAAAACCUGCUGAGAGGAAGAAGACAGAUACAAACACAGAUGAAGAUUCUGACGACGAAGCUCUGAUUAAAAAGGCCAAAGUCUCCUCCAGACCUGCAAAGAAACCUCCCUCAAAAAAACCUGCUAACAGGAAGAAGACAGAGUCACCGGAUGAGGACGACAGUUCUGAUGAUGAACCUCUGAGUGAAAUUGCCAAGAGACUUCCCCGUAAGAGAAAAGCAUCCGUUUUGCCAGCGAGCCCAGUUAUUAAAUCCAAAAGGACUGCAGCGAGGAAAAAAGUUAAAUACGCCGACACUUCCAGCGACAGCUCAGACGAUGAACCGCUGGUGGCUGUAAAGAGGAGGAAUGAAAAUAAGAAAGCGUUAACGAAACGUAAAGACAGAUCACGAAAAGAGUCUUCAUGCUCAGGCAGCAGCUCAGAUGAUGAUGAUGUUCCUCUGGUGAACCUCAUCUCAAAGAAAAGGAAACCAGUGAAGAAAAACACAAAAAGGAACACUGUAUCCCAAAGGAGUGCAUCAAAAAAGAGACAAGAACUCAGCGAUGAAAGCUCGGACGACGAACCUUUGAUUAAUCUGGCGAAAAAAACACAAAGAAAAACAAAAGCCAAGGCUUCGACUCCGAGGAAGAGGAAGGCGGCUUCUAAAAAGUCAGCAAAGAUGUCAGUGACAGAUUCAUCAAGCAGCAGUUCAGAUGAUGAGCCUUUAAUCGAGACCCACCCACCACACCCCCAAGUGACCAAAAUCCUCAAAGUCCUGCUAGAGAGGUGUGAUUAUGAAGACGCUGGAGCAACUGGGAGCCUGAAGGAACCCAGAACAGAGGAAACACCGGCUGCCGAAAAGCUCACGAAGGAAGACUCUGAGGGUUCGAAGGAAUCAUCAGAAGAAGAAAAAGUGGAAGAAACAAGCUCCUCCAUCUAAAAAUCACUUAGUGUUCAUAGGAACGUCAUCAAUGUUGUGUUUUAUACACGUUUAUUUAAAGUGUUCACGUUUUUACUCCAGCUUUUGCGUUUGGGACCAUAUUGUGCAGGUUUUUUAUAGGAUUUUAUCCACCUUGUUUGAUAUUUAUACUCUUAAUGUGUCUGUUGUUUGCAUUGGCUUGUUCCUCUGGUUUUAUGUUUUUUAUUUAAAGAAAGUUAACUAAGUUAACAUUCACUGCUGUAACGUCACAUUUCUGCUUUCAUGGUAAAAACACUCAGCAUGCAGCAGCGACAAUCUGUUGUGUUGGAUUUAACUGCUUUCACUAAGAAAUUCAAAUGAGUUCUUCUUUAUCUGUGUCAAAUGUUUUUAAUUCAAUAGGACUGUAAGUUGACGAUAGAAUACAUAGGACAAACUACACGGCGGUUUUUGUAAUUGGUAACGUAAUUGAUUGGAUUAAUAAAAAAUGUAAUCUAAUCUGA